GUGAAUUUUCUAACGAAGGUUAUGUGAAACAUUCAUUACGAUCUCGCGUCGAGAUUCUGUUUACAGUUUGUAAUAGGUUAACGUUUUACAAAUAUCUUGUGAAGUACAAGGUUAAAAAAAAAUUAUGUCGCGAAAGAAGCACAAUAUAUCGUACAUCAAACCGAACGAACCAAAAUUUUUACGAGAACUGAAAGAACAAAUUGGAUACAAGGAAGGCCCGACUGUCGACACAAAGAGGGAAGCCUUGCCAGAAUUGUCUGACGAUGAAAAGGAAGACUUAGCUGAUGAGAAACCUAUUGUCGUUGUAUUAAAUUCUGGCGAUUUAACAGCGGAAGAAGCGGACGCCUUCAACAAACAGAAGGAAAAAGAAGAAAACGAUGCCCCAGCUGACUUGUCUAAGAAGAUUAUAUUUCGCAAGACUAAAGCGGCAGACGCGGCUUCUGACACUAUUGUCACGGAUAAACCUGUGAAGAAGAAAGCGAAAAAAGAAAAGCAAAAAGCUGUCCUGUCCUUCGAUGCUAAUGAUGAUGAUGAGGAUGACGUUGGAUAGCAUUAAAUGCAGAUUCUUACUUGACUGAACAUAUUACGUCUUGUAUAUAUAUAUAUAUAUAUAUAGAAUAUUUUUUGUAAAUAAUGUAUAAUAUAAAUUGAGAUCAUGUAAGAAAUUCACAUGAUUAUAAUUAUUAAUUUAAGAAACACAUUGCUAGAGAAUUGUGUGUAAAAAGAACGAUCAUAAAUUGUAAAAAAUAUAUUUUAUAAAAAAAGAA
Solenopsis invicta (red fire ant) is the source of this 767-nucleotide messenger RNA. RefSeq lists its product as hypothetical. NCBI's taxonomy places the organism in Eukaryota, Metazoa, Arthropoda, Insecta, Hymenoptera, Formicidae. The coding region runs from base 125 to 550 and encodes 141 amino acids. The transcript is spliced from 3 exons. The record is from RefSeq and is a predicted model, not a curated record.